CUUUCCUAAUACACUAGUCCCACUUUUUGAAACCAGGGGGAUAUCCCAGUGAUUAUUUAUGUCGGUGUCUGAAUGCCAAAGGAAUACUAUUGCUUAUCACGUCUCCCUUCUGUCGAAAUAUUUCGAUGUGGAUUUGCUAAAUGAGUAUGACGCAUUGAAGUUUGUAGACAAGCUCGAACGAAGUGUGGCCACUUCAUCUGAAAUUGAGUCUAAAUUGAAUCAUUCAGUUACAAAUAUCCUACAGGACAACCGUAUUUCCGAAGAAUUUUUUGAGAGCUAUGAAAACUUGAAGCUUAGGAAUUAUAAGGAAUUACCGCGGAUAAUACAGCUGUUGUCAUUUUUGAGAUCGGAUCCUGACACUCUGCGAAUUCUAGCGAGUGUAACAUCACGCAGUAAAGGUGCAACAGACACCAGAAGAGUUUCUUCCGCUGAUAUAGCAGUUAGCGCUCUUUCAGGAGAGUUUUACGACAAUAUCCUGAUACCGUUAGAUGAGGGACAGUUCAACAAACGUCAUCGUGAAACUAGUCAUGUAGUUGUGCCACCUUUUUCUUCACCACCCGGUACAAGCACGCCUUUUUGUCUGUCUGGUACUAGGAAACCAAAGGAUAUUUCUGAAACAAAAAACCCUCACAAUUCAUCUGUGGAACCAGAAUCGUGGUACUCUCAUGCAACACUUUCGGGAGACUUCUUGCCAAUUUUUGUUGUAACUCCUUCCCAGCCACUUCCAAUCGAAUCUCUUUCAAUCUCUGUUCAGGAACACGCUAUUGUCAACGAUCUCCUUCAGUGCCUACAGGGUAACCAAGGAAUAUAUAUUAAACCCCUUCCACUGCAAAAUCGGAACUCAAUUCGAGCGUUCAAAGUAGAUGAUAAAAUAACUCCCACUCUAUUAGAUACUGUGAGUAAAAUUCUCCAAAUAUGUUCGGAUUAUUCAACCAUAACUAGAUUUGUACAUGAUAAAUCAGCUUUGGAGCUUGGAAUGGUUAGUCAUGCAUUAGCGAGUGCAAUGCGUCUUUUUCUUCAAGAUUAUAUGAUUCUGGUAUGCCGAUUAGAACUUCAGCAUAAAAUGAGUGGAUUGGGAAUUGUAAAACUUCAUUUCUUACUUCAGGAAACAGCCUCAACCUUUAGUCAUAUCACUCGUCUUAUUAUGGAUAUUUAUAUGGGAGAGUGUUCUGGUGGUACAAUAUUAUCAGUGUUGUGGGACUCUAUGCAGUCGGUGUGCAAUGUAAAACAUUUGUAUAAAUUGAUGUUUCACCUCGUCUACUCUGCUAGUGUACCGUUCUUCCAAAUCCUUCAAAAAUGGUUAUAUCGUGGAAUAAUUUCAGAUCCAUAUAAGGAGUUUUUUAUAACAGCUGGAGACGUAACUGAUUUGUCCGAUCACAGUAAAUCACCUCCGAGAAAUCUUUACUCAGGCCCACUUCAAUUUGAUCGUCUCACUCAAAGUUAUGUGGACUGGGCAUACUUCUGGGAGUCACAUUAUUUCCUUGUGUCCUCAAAACUACCAAGUUUUCUUGAGGCCAGUGCUUCCAAGAUACUCAAUACAGGAAAGUAUCUGAAUGUUGUACAGCUAUGUGGUGAUCAUUAUGAACUGCCUGUUUGCGAGGAAAUUGCUUAUAAUGAAGAGCAUUCAGUAUUCCUGGAGAAAAUUGACAAAGCCUAUUUGUAUGCUAGCAGUUUAUUGUUGGAUUUGAUGCUGAAGCAGAAAGAAUUGAAAGAACACUUCAAAUCUGUCAAACGUUUUUUGCUUUUGGAUCAAGGAGAUUUCAUUGUCCACUUUAUGGAUGCUGCUGAAGGAGAACUACGCAAAUCCAGUGAAGUUGUUUCCGAGUCACGUCUUAGCUCACUCUUAGAGUUGGCGGUUAGAAUCAGUUCGGCAAAUGCAGAUCCAUUCAAAGACAAUUUAAAAGUUGUGAUAUUUCGUUUUGAUCUGAUCACUCAGAUUUUAAUGGUUUUACGCGCUGGAUCCAGAGACAAACUAGACAGUUGUAUUGAAGACAGAAAUCUUUCUGGAUUGGAAGCGUUUUGUUUGGAUUAUACAGUUGAUUGGCCAGUUGAUCUUGUUCUAAAUCGUCAAGUAAUGGAUCGUUAUCAAAUGCUUUUCCGACAUCUACUGUAUUGUAAACAUGUUGAAAGAUUAUUGUGCAACUCUUGGAUUCUCGGUAAACUUGCUCGUAAAUCGGAUAAUCUAAUGACAACGUCGUUUACAGUAGCUUUUAUCUUAGCUCAAAGAAUGCUUACAUUUAUUCAACAUUUUCAAUAUUACAUGACAGCUGAGAUUAUUGAACCAGCUUGGCAUACUUUCUUCAUGCGUUUAGAUAAGGUAUCGAAUUUGGAUGAACUUUUAGAAUCACAUCUACAUUUUCUGGAAAUAUGUUUAGAUGACUGCCUACUGGCAAAUCCCAAACUUCUGAGUUUAGUCGGGAAAUUAUCAGUGGCAUGUGUAACAUUUUCAAAUUUCAUUCAGCAUUUAGCUUAUACAAUAACUGGAAUUAAUUUAUCAUCAGAUAAUGAUCGUCAUGAUGUUAACUUCAUACGACGUUCCACUGAUUUGGGAAGAACAUUCCUUCACGAUCCCACACCGUCAACAGUUUUGGGCAAAGCGACAAACGAAAGUAGAUGUGCACCUUAUGGAUCCUUGAAUGGUUCAACGGAAUCAAUAGCAAAAGUCACUAGGGAAGAAUUCGGUAGGAUGAGCUUAUCGGAUGAUUUCGCUAAGACAAUUGCCAACUUUGAUAUAAAUUUCAAUCGACUUUUAGUUGAACUUCUUGAAGAAAUCAAAAAAUAUACACAUUAUCCAAGCAAGCUGUCAGGUUUAGUAUCAAGGUUAGUUAUCUCCUCAUGCCUCUUUAUUGCUGCACCCACUCAAUAUAUAUUGUUUUUUUUUUGUUAAUUGCCAUAUUUUUACAUACUGAGCUUCUGUUCUUUGCUUUCGGUUAUUAUGACGAAAGUAUUGUAGAUAAUAUCAUCACUUUCCAUUAGUCCAAGUAACUGGAAAGAACACUAAGAAUCAUCCGUAAAACCUACAUUUGUAGAAUACCUCAAGACAAAAGAAGGCAUAAAUAUAAAUAAACUAAAUACUAAUUUUCAGUCGUGUCAUUUAGAUAAUAAUCACUUUAUUCCAAACAAUAAUAAUUAUACAUAAUGGAAUUUUAAGCUAUAUUCUUGUGUUCACACAGAUCCUGCACAGGCAAUUUACAAUUACUCAAACAGCUCAAGCCAACAUUAGAAUUACCAACAAAGAUAAGCUUGACAUUCGAUAAAAUGUGAAGUGUUCAAAUUAGCGAGGUUUAUUAACUGAUUGGGUUUUAUAGUUGAAUCCCUACUAGAAUAUAAACAUAACCAACGCUAUCAACGAUAUUUCCUUAUGCUUUUGAGGUGAUUUUAAGUAACCUUGUUGUUCAAGUACUCUCAGCUACUAAAGUUUACCUUGUGCUGUAACUACUUGAAUCCCUAUAAUUAUUAUGGUAUAUAGAAUAAUUUUAUCUUCAAUUGUGUCUUCUCGUAUAUCGGAGAUAUUUGACAAUGGUACAUGACCGAAUGUAUUUUUACGGGGAACUCAACGGGGUCGUUUAGAAAACGUCUGUUUGUCAUAUUUUAUAUGAUUGUAUUGACUAACAG
Messenger RNA from Trichobilharzia szidati, 3615 nucleotides. The record is from the annotation of a GenBank genome assembly. Lineage: Eukaryota; Metazoa; Platyhelminthes; Trematoda; Strigeidida; Schistosomatidae.